AUGGUUAAAUGCUGGGAUGCACAUCCAAAAAACAGGCCUGACGCUAAAACGAUUAUGAAAAAAAUGGAGAGUUUACUCCAAGAAAUUUAUGAAAAUGAUGGUGUUUAUGAAGAACUAAAACUUAUUCCAAUUAAAAUAUCUAAAAAGAUGAAGCUAAUAAAUUUGGUUAAAUCAAAACUUAAAUGUAAAAAGAACAAAAAGUUAUCUUCAGAGAUUAAGAACACGUUUUUAACAACUGAAAAGAGUAAAAGCACAUCUUUAACAAUGGUUGAAAAGGAUACAAGUCAAUUGUCAACUACUGAACUGGAUGAAAGUCUACUUUUGGUUACUGUACAAAAUAAAAGUCGUAUUUAUGAAUUUCAACAUUUGCAAGAGCCAAAAAUGCAUCUUAAG
Racocetra persica is the source of this 393-nucleotide messenger RNA. The record is from the annotation of a GenBank genome assembly. NCBI's taxonomy places the organism in Eukaryota, Fungi, Glomeromycota, Glomeromycetes, Diversisporales, Gigasporaceae.